AUGGAACAAGUGAGGAAACAGUUGGGACAGUAUGUUCCUGCUAUCCGUUGUAUCGUGUCACCAAAUACGGGAACUAAAAUACAAAAUGUUUGCGAUAUAAUGGAGAAUCAUAGGUACGUAGCAGUACCAAGAGGUGAGGCGCUUAAACUGUUAGAUUAUCAUAAAGCUGAUGAAAAAUCACGCUAUGCAUCAAAUCAUCAUACUUCAUCAGAAUUAUUUGAGAAGUAUUGGAGAAAACGUCAUAUACGUUUAAAAAGUCAAGUUGGUAGAUUAUCUGAUGGAUUUCGUCGUAAUGUCAAAGUUAUAUAUGUUUAUCGUAAUGGUGAUACAUUUACACCAGCUAUACGUGUACAUUUAAGGCCUAUACAAGCAAUGGAUUUUGAGUUAAUUAUGCGUGCAAUUGAAGAUUGUGUUAUUUUACCAUAUGGAAAAGCUGUUCGAAGACGAGAUUCAGUUCACAACAUUCAAUCUGAAAAUAUUUGA
Molecule: messenger RNA, 483 nt
Organism: Schistosoma rodhaini
Lineage: Eukaryota; Metazoa; Platyhelminthes; Trematoda; Strigeidida; Schistosomatidae
Source: the annotation of a GenBank genome assembly